Molecule: messenger RNA, 618 nt
Organism: Penicillium verhagenii
Lineage: Eukaryota; Fungi; Ascomycota; Eurotiomycetes; Eurotiales; Aspergillaceae
Product: GNAT family N-acetyltransferase
Exons: 1
Coding region: 1-618 (205 amino acids)
Molecular function (GO): acyltransferase activity, transferring groups other than amino-acyl groups
Source: RefSeq, a predicted model, not a curated record
AUGUCUGCGUCCCCAUUCACAGCCUCUCCCACAUUCUCGAUCCCCAGUGCCCGCCUGCACAUCUCCUACUUCCUCCCGGACUCCCCCUCGCACAGCGCCUUCCUCGUCAAGCUAUGGAACACCGACGAAUUCAUCAAGUCCUCCGGUCGCACCGGCAUCGACACACCGGAAAAGGCCUCCAAUUUCCUCCGCAACCGCGUCCACGCCGACUAUGCCCGAAACAAGUACGGCAUCUUCCUAGUCUCGCUCAAGCCGCACGAGGACGCAUCUCUGGCCGAAAGCACCCCCAUUGGCACAGUCUCCCUGAUGAAGGGCGAGCCGCCCAAUUCGUAUCUGGCGCCCGAUAUUGGCUAUGCGAUUCUGCCCGAGGAAACCGGGAAGGGAUAUGCGACUGAGGCGGCGGUUACGUUGCUCGAGUAUGCGCGGAAAGAACUCGGGAUCGAUUCGGCGUUCGGGUUCUGUGCUAGUGAUGAUGCCCACAGCGCGAGGGUGCUGGAGAAGAUUGGGUUCGAAUCGAGGGGAGAAAGGAAGUUGAGGGUUUUUGGGGGGAAGGAGAGUGCUGUUUUUGUGCUGCCUGGUAUGAGCCGGGACUUGACGGUUUAUGGCUUGGAUGAUUGA